AAUGAAUACACCAAGGUCCCAAGGACGAGCCUUGCCACCAGCGUGCCUUCCUGCAGGUCUGUGUCAUCCAGCGAAGAUGGCCCCAGCAGCCACUCUGGCCGCUCCCAGCAGUCAGACAGAGAGGCCACUCGAAACGUGCAGGAAGGCAUCAGGUAUCGAAUCCUCCACCUGUCUGAGCAGCUCAGAGUGGAGAGGGCCAGUCGGGAUGAGAACACGAGGAUUUACCUCAAGGUGGUGGCCAGUGCUGACCGUCACCAGGCCGCGCACAUCCGGCAGGCCUUUGAGAAGAUAAACCAGCGCACCUCGGCCUCCAUCUCGCACAUUGAAUGCAGGCUCCGCCAGUGUUGCCAGCAGCUCCUGGAGCUGGAGGGACGAAGGCCCAGUGGCCUAGCCCUCAAGGCAGAAGACAGCCUGGACAAUGUCCAGCAGCCGGGUGGUGCUGUUGGAGCCGAUGCUCCCGAGAGUUACGUCUGCAGCCCGCAGCGGCAGCGAGAACUCCUGCUGCACAGGGCAGAAGAGCAGCUGGAGGUGGUCAGGAGCUCGUGCUUGAGCUUGCAGGGGGGCUAUGAGAGCCUCCAGGAUAGGUAUCUCUCAGACCUGCCCGAGUCACUCGAGUCCCUUCAGGAGCAGAGGUACAG
Molecule: messenger RNA, 638 nt
Organism: Octodon degus (degu)
Lineage: Eukaryota; Metazoa; Chordata; Mammalia; Rodentia; Octodontidae
Product: testis-specific protein TEX28-like
Exons: 1
Cellular component (GO): endomembrane system
Source: RefSeq, a predicted model, not a curated record